Messenger RNA from Trichoderma virens Gv29-8, 1371 nucleotides. RefSeq lists its product as uncharacterized. Bases 1 to 1371 code for a protein of 456 amino acids. The record is from RefSeq and is a predicted model, not a curated record. Gene Ontology annotation, cellular component: fungal-type vacuole membrane. Gene Ontology annotation, biological process: transmembrane transport. Gene Ontology annotation, molecular function: transmembrane transporter activity. The transcript has 5 exons. Lineage: Eukaryota; Fungi; Ascomycota; Sordariomycetes; Hypocreales; Hypocreaceae.
AUGCCCUAUCACAACCCCCUGGGCCCCCUGGCUGCCCGCAUCGAGAUCCCGCCCACCACGGCCACCAUCACUGGAGGCCCCGAAUCGCCAGUGAAUUCUUUCGCCUCGAGCGAGGAGACAAAGGUUGCUGAAGACGAGUUUGCCGCUGGUGUUCCGGAUGGCGGGUUUCGAGCUUGGCUUGUGGUUGUUGGUGGAUUCUUGGACUUUGCUAUUGCUUUUGGUCUUGUAAACUCUUUUGGUACAUUCCAAGCUCGCUAUGAAAGCGAGUGGACUUGGCUUUCCACCUCAACCAUCACUUGGAUUGGCAGCAUUCAGCUGUUCAUUCUCUUCCUCGGUGGCGCCGUCGUCGGCCCCAUCUUCGACAAAUACGGCUCUCGCGCCCUCAUGUUUUCGGGCACCGCCGUUUGUCUGCUCUCAUUUAUUUGCUCCAGCUUUGCUAUUCAUUUUUACCAAUAUCUCUUGGCUCAGGGAAUCUUGCUUGGAAUUGGUAAUGCGUUGCUUUUCUACCCAGCCACUGGAGCCAUCUCAGAAUGGUUCAACCACAAACGCGGCCUCGCUCUUGGUAUCGCCCUCUCAGGCUCCUCUGUAGGUGGCAUCUUCUGGCCCAUCAUCAUCAACAAGCUCUUCUCAGUCGUCGACGCCCCCUGGGUGCACCGCAUCAUCGCCCUCAUCUCCGUCCCCAUCCUUCUCGCCGCCUGCUUUCUUGUCACGGAGCGCAAGGACGCUGCCGGCCACGACACCGAGGGCAACCGCGUCAAGCCGUCGGAGAGUAGCAGCAUCCGCAAGGCCGUCGCCGAGUGGCGCUUCUUCACCCUGUGCCUUUCGCUGUUCUUCAUCUACGGCGGCAUGCUCAUUCCUUUUUAUUACAUCCCACUCUUUGCCAUCGAGCACGGCGUGGGCUCUACCAUGGCCAAUAACCUACUGGCGAUUGGAUACGCCGGCUCUGUCGUCGGCCGUGUGGGCAGCGGUUGGAUCGCGGACCGCUUCGGCCGAUUUAAUGUCCUAUUUGUAAUGGGCAUCUUGACCGCCGUAGUCACCUUUUGCUGGGGCGCCAUGACCACGCUCAGCGGCAUGAUGGCCUUUGCCGUCCUCUUCGGCCUUUUCUCCGGCGGCCUCAUCCCCCUGGGCUCAGCCUGCGUGGCACAAACCACUCCAGACAUGGGCCACAUCGGCCUGCGCAUCGGCUUCAUGAUGGCAUUUGCCUCCUUCAGCGCUUUAUCUGGUGGUCCCGCCAGUGGCGCCAUCAAAGACGCAACUAUCUCUUGGUUCGCCGUGUUUUCAUUUUCUGCCUCUCUUACUCUUUUCGGAGCACUGAUGCUCCUUGGAGUGCGUCUGUGGUGGCAACCUCUGGGAGGAAAACCCAUCUUCUAA